This is a messenger RNA of Ctenopharyngodon idella (grass carp), 2593 nucleotides long. It is a transcript of the gene anks1aa, whose product is annotated as ankyrin repeat and SAM domain-containing protein 1A. Gene Ontology annotation, molecular function: protein binding. The record is from RefSeq and is a predicted model, not a curated record. Lineage: Eukaryota; Metazoa; Chordata; Actinopteri; Cypriniformes; Xenocyprididae. Gene Ontology annotation, cellular component: cytosol. The transcript has 15 exons. Bases 369 to 2471 code for a protein of 700 amino acids.
AUCAAACGAGGGUUUCACAUAAUGGAAUCCAUCGAUUUCAAUUCCCUAAAUGCCGUUCCACCAUCAUUAGUGUAAUUAAAUGAUUGUGCAUAAUUCGGAGCAAUCGCGACGUCACCAAGGAGCGCACCCGUCUAGGAAGUGACGUGUCGAGCCGUGCCAAAGGAAGUUUGUGCGGGCGCUGGGAGAGAAAGUUUCCCCGGAGCAGCAGCGAUUGGAGCGGGAAUAACACUGACACAGCCGCCGCUGGUGGACCGAGCGGACCGGAGCGGGAAGAAAGUGCGUUGGGUCGGGCGUGGAUGCGUGUUGCGGCGUUGGAGAGGCUGCAGUGGAUUCGUGUGGCCGUGUGAUCGUUUCUCCGCCGCUGUGAGAUGGGGAAGGAGCAGGAACUGCUGGAGGCGGCGCGCACCGGGAAUCUGGCCGCCGUUGAGAAGCUGCUGUCCGGGAAGAGACAAUCGGCCGGAUCGGCCGCUGCGAGUGGUGCUGGAUCUUCUGGGAAUAUCGGGAGCGGCGGGCACAGCUCUUCCCACACGCUCUCCAGUCUGCUCAGUAUCUGGAGGGGCCCAAAUGUGAACUGUGUGGACAGCACUGGAUACACACCUCUACACCACGCUGCUUUAAAUGGACACAAUGAGGUGGUGGAAGUACUUCUGCGGAACGAGGCUCUGACGAACAUCGCUGACAACAAGGGCUGUUACCCUCUGCACCUGGCGGCGUGGAAGGGAGACCAGCGAAUCGUCAAACUUCUCGUCCAUCAGGGUCCAUCUCACCCCAAACUCAAUGAACAGUGUGUGUGUGUGUGUGUGUGUAUGUGUGAGGCUGAACACAUCUCCUUCCUGUUUUCUCCCCUCUCCCAGAGCUCUCUAGACCACACAGAGUUCAAACGCUGUGGCCCAUUUGACCCCUAUAUUAAUGCCAAGAACAACGACAACGAGACGCCGUUGCACUGUGCGGCUCAGUACGGACACACGCAGGUGGUGCAGCUGCUGCUGGAGGAGUUAACCGACCCCACCAUGCGCAACAACAAGUUUGAGACACCGCUCGACCUGGCGGCGCUCUACGGCAGGCUGGAGGUUGUCAAACUUCUGCUCAGCGCUCAUCCCAACCUGCUCAGCUCCAACACCAAGAAACACACCCCUCUCCACCUGGCCUCCCGCAACGGACACCUGCCCGUGGUGGAGGUUCUGCUGGCCGCCGGCGUGGAUAUCAACUACCAGACAGAGAAAGGCAGUGCCCUUCAUGAAGCAGCUCUAUUCGGAAAGACAGAAGUAGUACAAAAACUACUCAACGCAGGUAUUGAUGUAAAUAUCGUGGACAGUAAGAAUCUAACAGCGCUGGACACUGUUAGAGACAUGCCCUCUCAAAAGAGCCGACAGAUCGCCGCCCUCAUACAAGCUCAUAUGAGCGGCCGUCCAUCAGACACGAGCCUCCCUCCUCCACCAGUGCCUCCACCUCAAGAGAGCCUGAGUCCCAAGAGAAAAGGAGAAAUGGAGCAGCAGGUCAGUGAGCUCAUAUCCUGUUUGUCUCCGACCCCUGUGGAAGAGAGUCCGUAUGAAGCGCUGUUUGAGGCCUCCUCGUGUCACUCACUCGACAGCCUGGCCAGCGGAAAAUCAUCGGACAGAGACUCUGGACGGCCAGACAGUGAAGCCGGGAAGAAAGAGCGAUAUCCUUCACAGAAUCAGCCUGCACAGGAAGAGGAGCUCCGCUCUGAGGCAGUUCACACCAACAGCAGUGUGAAUGAAUGCAUCAAGCCCCUGGAAGAGGAAGACCACACAUAUGAACUGUUAGUCACAGCGCAGACCAAAAUCCCCAACAACACACAAAACAAGACAGAUGUGAAUAUCUCAGCCAAGUCUUCCAACAGUGUCCUACCUCAGCGAAAGACCACCGCACACAUUGACCUACGACCUCCAGGGUCCAACACAAACACACUGCAGCCGCCUGCACCUCCUUUUAGCACAGGCCAGACGUCUGGAGAGAGCUCUACAAGCGCUGCCGUUCCUGAGCAGUUCACUGGUCUGCUUCACGGUUCCUCGCCGGUGGUCGACUGUCGGGAGGAAGCAUUCAGACUGCCGUCCUCUGGAGUGAAGUCCGGUGAGGCUUCCAACACUUCGACAUCUGCGAGCUCAGCCCCCCUUCCCCAUCCCAAAUCGGCAGUCACCAUGGAAACCAUUCUUCAGGACACUGACCCCAAGGCUAUCUAUGCCACAGUCCACAAAGAGCCACGAGAUUCGCCAAAACGCAACUCACCGGCCCGCGAUCCUCCGUUGAUGAGAAGGAUGCCUCCACCGGGAGAUCUCAAGCUAGCACGUAGCCUUUCAAAGUCCGACUCUGAUCUGCUGGUGUCCCCACCCGGUGAGGAAGAGACGGGGUUGGGUGGGCGAAGUGAGUCGGUGUCCAACUGCAGCACUGCCAAGAGAAGGCUUGAAAAAUCACCUUCGUUCACUUCAGAAUGGGACGAGUGUAAUAUCUGAUGCUGUCUUGACAGUUUUUGUGGAAUUUGAAGCUGGAUUCUUUCCAUGGAACACAGAAUUGUACAUUUCUGGGGGUGUUAAAGGAAUGCUCUGGCUUCAGUACACCUCAUCUUUGUUAUUUA